Messenger RNA from Arabidopsis thaliana (thale cress), 662 nucleotides. It is a transcript of the gene bZIP75, whose product is annotated as basic leucine-zipper 75. Gene Ontology annotation, molecular function: sequence-specific DNA binding; DNA-binding transcription factor activity. Bases 135 to 548 code for a protein of 137 amino acids. The transcript has a single exon. Gene Ontology annotation, biological process: regulation of DNA-templated transcription. Lineage: Eukaryota; Viridiplantae; Streptophyta; Magnoliopsida; Brassicales; Brassicaceae. Gene Ontology annotation, cellular component: nucleus. The record is from RefSeq and is marked reviewed.
GUGAUAUCGAAAUCCAAAAAUCUCCCUCUUCCUUUCUCUAUUUCUUUCUUAAAUUCCAUCAUCUAGAAAUUUCAAAGCCUCAUAAUUUCAAUCUUUUAGAAGGGACUCCAUCGCGUAACAAUAAUUUCAACUCAAUGUUCCAACAAAACUUACAUGAUGAAGACGACGUCCAUGUUCAAGACCAUGUCUACAAUCAUGACCAGUACCAUCAUCAACAACCGAAUGUUGUGACGGAUGAAGAGAAGAGGUUAAGGAGAAUGGCGUCUAAUCGAGAAUCAGCAAGAAGAACGCGGAUGCGUGAGCGGAUGAUGAAAGAGGGGUUGCAAAUGCAAGUAAAACAACUCAUGGCGUACAAUCAAUUCUUGUAUAACAAAUAUAUUAGCUUGUUGGAGUACAAUCACCAGAUCUUGCAAGAGAAUUCACAGCUCAAAGAGACAGUUUCAUCCUUUCAUGAUCAAUAUACUAUAUCUUAUGGAAACCAUGAAGGUAUACUUGGAAACACCAAUGAUUUCGAUUUAAACCAACUAUCUUCGUAUCAACCAUCUUAACUGGUAAGUCGAAAAAUAUUAUUUUUAGUGGAAAAUGGUUCUAAUGUAAUUAGCUUCUUUUAUUAUUUAUCUCUCUACUGGAUUCUAUCUAUAUAGAAUAAUAAUUGUCAAUAC